AUGGAUUUCGCUUGUUUUUAUAUUACACCGGAAAUGAUACAACUCUUCAAUGAAUGCUCCCAAAAAAGUAAAUAUAGAAAAUUCUAUAACUUCUACAGUGCCCAAUUCAAAAAACUAUCAGAGAAUUUAAAAACUGUCGAUUUACCAAAGAACUACACGGUCACAUAUUGCGCUCAUAACUUUAUGGAAUGUUUGAAGUAUCUACUUAAUCCUCACCGAAAUUAUACUGGAUACGUUGGUAAAUUCUACGAAGACGUUGAAUGGGCUAUUUCAAACAAAGAUUGGGAUAGGUUCUACUGGAAGUAUCGGGAGUCUGUUGAUUAUGUCUUGAAACAAGCCAGGGAUCAACAGAAAUGUUACACUUAUGUUGUUGUGGAUGACAAAUUGUAUGUUACUUUUCAUGACCGGGAUUUGAAUGUUAAGAGCCUCCUACGUCACGAAAGAAACAAAAAUACGAAAAUAUAUAAGUCUAAAAACGACCAAUCAAACCUUUUGUGGCCAUCAUCACAUACGCAGAUAACCACAUGCAGUGAAAUGGGGAGUUAUGGAGGUUUAAAAAUCGUCUAUGAAGAAUCAGACGGCCGCACUGUUGUAAAAUACGUAGAUGACUCAUUGUUCUCGCAGUCACAGUGCCUAAAGAAUUUGUCCGCUGAACAGCUUCAACCACAAAGUGGACAUAUCAAUACUUUCCUAUCGCAAAGUUGUAACUCAAAUCAACAAGCUGAAAACAACAAUUUUCAACAAAAAAUGCAAUGUUUCACUAUAUGCUCGCCACAAUGUUACUCGCCACAAAAUUUUCGACGUGCUAACAUUGAUGAAAUUUCAAGUUUAAAUACUUAUAAGGAAUAUUUGAAUUAUUAUGAACAAGGUUGUACUUCGGUGUCUUCUUCAGUACAUAAAACUGGUCCUAUUUAUGAAAAUACGAAAGAAAUUGCAAGAUGGCGACCUCAGUCUAAUUUUCCGUCACGCCCAAAACAUCAGUCGAUAUACGAAAACGUCGAAAUUGAGCAGUUUGGAAAUGGUCAAGAUAAGAUUUAUGACAAUUUUUCAUCGAAAAGAACACCGUUGUACCCAUCCACGGCGUUUGAAACAACACAUCAUGAAAACACAGAACAUUUAAAAAGUCGUGUUUGUAAAAUCAAUACUGUUGACGAGAAAGAGAGAAAAACAGCACAAGGAUCACAGGAAAGGUUUCAACUAGAUGGACAUCGUUCACAAGAUAUACCAACCUCAAUUUCAAAUACUGAGACGUCAGCAGACCAACAAAAAAUAGAACCGUAUUACAUACCCACUAAUAUUUACGAGAAUUUUUAUGGAAAUUCUUCAACAAAUCACUACCCUCCAACACCAUAUCCAAGAACCUCUUCACUAACCAGCAGUAUUGGAAAUCCUGGCGGGCCAAAAUUAGAGGAAUUCCACAAUGCUACAAGUAAUUUGAACGUGGAACCAAACAUUUGGCAUGUGACCCCUGGAAAAGACAAGAAUAGAAUUGAUCGAUAUCAAUCAGAACUUGAUUCGAGCAAGCAGCAAAGUACUCCUACUGCAACUAUUGCCGUGAACAUUCGGAGAAAUUCCGAACAAUCUCAAGUUGAAAAUCACAGUGGACAUUUUCAAAAUGAAGAUUAUGGUUUUUCAUUAGUUUCGGAGCCAAGAUAUGAUACUCUGAAACCAUUUGAAGUGAACGAUUUUUUGCAAGGAAGUUCAUUGGAAAGUAUUGGCUGCUUGACCGAUACAAGACAUUCAACAAAUGAUGACAUGGUGGACACUCUCAAACCUUUUGAAUGGAAUAACACUUUACGCGAAGGUUCAGAGGAAAUUGAUAUCUUUGACGUCCAUGUUCGUGAGAUUCAACCAAUCCCUUCCAAGUCUUCAAUGCUUGGUGAUCUAUGGAGUGACUUGGAUAAACCCGAACCUUCUACAAAACCAGUACUCCGCUCUAAUGUAUCUGUGGAUCGAGGUUUAGAAUAUUGGAAGCGUUACGCAGAAGAUGUAAAGCAACAGAUAACUAAUGCUGUCAUAGGCACGGAACCCUUUGAACCAAAAAUCUCAGAAAAAGAAUACAGUGAGGAUGAAGAGGAGAACACCACUAUAAAUAGGGAUUUCCACAGAAAGUUCCAAGAACAAACUAAGCGAAACCAGGAAGAAUUGAGAAGAAAAAGAGAAGAACGGGCGGCGCGGAGACGGGAGCAUGAAGAGGAGCUCAGUAAGAUGAGACAGGAAUCCAAACAGAAAUAUUUAAUGUUUUUCAAUUGUCUUGGCCUGAAGCUCCGCUUCGAGGAACAGGAACACAAUUGGAGGGAAUGGAUUCAGGGGUGCAAACAGUGCAUUAGCAAGUUGAUAGAAUUAUUCAGUCAAUUCGUCAGUGAAAUUCGAAGAAACUAUAGAGGUUUGAAACAUUUGAACAGAGAGGACGAAGCCGAUCUUCAGACGGAAAUCUCAUUCCUCCUGAGCGACAUUAUGAACACAUACAACUCACUGGAAGAUAGUUUUGAACAAUUGACAAAUUUGGAGAGCCGGUUCGAAGAUGUAAUGUUCAAUAAAGUGUUAAAGAAAUGCAUCGCCGAAUCGGCAACUAGGCUACUUAAAGCCUAUAACACUGCGGGCGAGCUUUCGGAGCAUGCUAGUCAGGAUAACUUCCAGAAUCUUCAGAAUACCUUUAAAGGUUUUACUCCUUCUCUAAUUUAUUCCACGACAGAUUUGCGUAGGAUUUGCAAGGAGAACAGUUAUUCAGAUAAUUAUGAAAAUGUGCAAUUCCCACAGAUUCGAAAUCAAAAAUCUUAUAAUGUUGUUAGCUCGGAUGUAUAA
Molecule: messenger RNA, 2805 nt
Organism: Caenorhabditis elegans
Lineage: Eukaryota; Metazoa; Nematoda; Chromadorea; Rhabditida; Rhabditidae
Gene: F53H2.1
Product: SH2 domain-containing protein
Exons: 22
Coding region: 1-2805 (934 amino acids)
Source: RefSeq, marked reviewed